Musa acuminata AAA Group (dessert banana) is the source of this 3078-nucleotide messenger RNA. RefSeq names its product transcription factor PHYTOCHROME INTERACTING FACTOR-LIKE 15. Lineage: Eukaryota; Viridiplantae; Streptophyta; Magnoliopsida; Zingiberales; Musaceae. Gene Ontology annotation, biological process: regulation of DNA-templated transcription. The coding region runs from base 664 to 2661 and encodes 665 amino acids. Gene Ontology annotation, molecular function: protein dimerization activity; DNA-binding transcription factor activity. The record is from RefSeq and is a predicted model, not a curated record. The transcript has 8 exons.
GAUUCAAAGUACAAACAAGUAUCGGAUGAGAGGUCUUCUCUUCUUUCCCUGUCACUGGUAAUUUCACGGUCUGAGCUGAUGUCUCAGGUGUGCCGAAGCCACUGCCACGCUCACGAAGGAGAGGGAAGGAAGAAAGGAACAAACUAGUGUUCAUAAGCGAAUCCACACGCUGUUCGAGAACGAAAAGUUUCCCUUUUAUGUGCAGGCGCUUGCUGAUCUAGCGAGACGACUGCUGUAGCGAAGUUGCCAAUUUUUUAGCGAGGUGGCAGAUGUCAGUCGACAGUGUGCUUCAGGAGUCGCAUGGUACGACGGCACAGGAAGCAGCGAGCGGGGCGGGGCUCCAGGAAUCCAGCAGUUGGAACUGGAGAAGGGAUUAGUUUAAGGCUUCGUAUAUAAACGGAAGUGGAUCUGCUGCCUAAUCUUGCUUGAAUGCCAUUGGCAUGACAAAAGCCCCACCACACGCCAUUGGAGAUUCAUAUUGCACUCUAUCCUCCGAGCUGGGAGCUUGGAGCUGGUGGAGGUAGAAACACGACACCGCGUCCCCAUCACGCCUCUCCUUUUCCUUUGUGGAAAUCUCUGGGGAUCUAUUCUCAUUAGAUGCAUGCGAAGCUGAACCAUCAUUUGCUAGCUCGAAUCUUUGUGAGAUCUGAAAUCCAUUGAAGGAUGAUGAGGCCGAAACAGGAUAUCUCGCAACCAAAGAUGGCAAAUGGCUCAUCUGAUUUCUUCUCUAUACCUGACGAUGAAUUCUCUGAGCUAGUGUGGGAGAAUGGCCAGAUUGUGAUGCAGUGCAAGUCCAGUAGGCCUAGGAAGAGCUCCUUUCCAAGUGCCUUCUCCCAGUAUGGUGGGCUUCAAGAGAAGGAUAGUAGGGGAAGUGCCAGUUCAAAAGUUGCUCAUUUUAGUGAAGUAGAUCGGGCAGUAGAUGAUUUUGCUCCUUCAGGGCAUUCCGGAGUGAGUGCCCGUGGUGGUGAUGAUGACGAUAUGGUUCCGUGGAUCAAUUAUCCGAUCGAUGAAGUUUUGGCAAGCGAGACUCUCGAGAACGAUUAUUGUGCUGAGUUCAUGAACGAGUUCACAGCAUUCGAUCUGAACCCUGUUUCAGCUCACAGGAAUACGGUUGCAGCCAGUCGAUGUGCCAGCUCAGGUGUGGACGUUAGAAACUCGGGCAACGUGGAAAAUCAGCAUGCUUCCAAGGCACCGGUAGGGUGUUCAGAGUCAGCAAGAACCAGGACCGGCCACUUGUUUCAGCUGCCACAGCAGUGCCAGAGUUCAGUUCCGAAUUCGAAGUCAACAGUGGUCGACAAUGGUGCUAGCGGUAGUAAUGUAGCUCAAGAAGAAGAUCGUUGUGGCGAUAUGGUGGACAGAAGGUUGCAGAAUCAGGGUGUUGCGAGUUCCAAGCAGCAGCAGCCAAACAGUACAGCGAGUCUGAUGAACUUCUCCCAUUUCGCAAGACCUGCUGCACUUGCCAAGGUUAGUCUCCAGAAUGUUGGUGGAUUGAGAAGCACUGAGAAGGUCAACAAUGUCUCAAGAAGCAAUCCUAUCACCUCAGCACCGAUCGCAAGCACUAAUGGUGUUAAGGAUAUUAGCAGGGUGUCGAAGCUUUCAGCCUUGGAUUCACAUAAGCUGGACCUGGGACCAGUCAUGAAGGCUCUACGAGAAGGAGGCUUGGUUGCACAGCCGGAUGCAAUUUGUCUAGAUAUAGCUUCGAAGAACAACAACAAAACUGAUGAAUGUACCAAACUGCCUGAUAAUGUCCCAAGCUCAAGCUUGGCAGCAAGUAUGGCCUUGUGUAGGAAUGACACUCGAAAGGAUCCUGAUGCAGUUGUGGCUUCUUCUUCCAUUUGCUCACGAAAUCUUACUGGAGCAGCAUCUAAUGAACCUAGACACAUGGAGAAGAGAAAAGAAUAUGAAGGAGACGAAUCGGAUUACCACAGUGAUGAUCUCCAAGAUGAGUCAGUGGGCACAAGGAGACCAGCAAAUGGACGGGUUGCAAGAACAAAGAGAAGUCGUGCUGCAGAAGUUCAUAAUUUAUCAGAAAGGAGGCGGAGGAACAGGAUAAAUGAGAAAAUGCGUGCACUGCAAGAGCUUAUACCCAAUUGUAAUAAGGUGGACAAAGCUUCGAUGCUCGAAGAGGCCAUCGAGUAUCUUAAAACACUCCAGCUGCAAGUUCAGAUAAUGUCGAUGGGAAAUGGGUUAUAUAUGCCACCAAUGAUGUUUCCUCUUGCAAUGCCACAUAUUCGUGCACCAACCAUGGCUCCUUUCCCACCAGUAGGUGUAGGAAUGGGUGCAGGCAUUGGGGUAGCCCCAGGCUGUCCGAUGAUCCGAAUUCCACCAGUGCAUGCACCACAAUUCCCUUGCACUCCAAAUUCAGGGCAGUUGAACUUGAGAGGGAUGCCUGGACCUGUAAGCCCUCAGAUGUACGGAAUCCAAGGACACGGAAUCCCGGUUGUAAUACCAGGGCCACCACCAUUUGGCACACUGCCUGGGUUUUCCAUGAACUCUGUGGCCGAUCAGGUACCAGGAACCAUGGCUGUUGUGGCACACCCAGAUCCUGCUACUACAGGUACUGGAGAUCAGCAGCAACGGAACUCGAAUGUAGAGCCGAGAACAAGUACAGAAGAACCACAAAUUCAGGCAUCCACUGAGGCUACAAAAGAAUGCUUUUGAUGAUCUGAAUUGGCAUAGAGGAGUGGCCGAACACCAUGUGCCUGUCGUUGACGAUCCAACCGCGUCACGGCGUACGGGAUUGUAAAUACCUUUAAGAAAUUUUGAACAAAUACCCAAAACUGAAUGAUUUAUGAACAUACAUCUAGUUUUUGAAGCUGUGGUUGACAGGUUUCAGUAAUUAGCCAGUUGAGAUUUCUGAUGGAAUGUUGGUGCGUAAAAUGUGCAAGUUCUUACACAUCAAAGAGCUGAUCCGUGAUUAGUCUGACCAUGUGACACUCGCAGUUAAUAGAUGUAUGCAAGAAAUAACUUUCGUGUACCGAAAAGUCUUUUUCUUUUUUUGUGACCUUCAAGUAUUUCUUGUGUAAAUAAAUGACUGCAUUAUUUAUCUGGUAGCAGUAACUUAUUUUUUCGGUCUCA